GAAAGGGAAAAGGGUGAACUCGUACACUUGCAAUGGCUCUUCCUUUAUUCUAGAACUUGGAUCCGAGUACCCACGACCGACACCGACCACCGCCUACCCAAUCCUCAAUCCUCAAUCCUCAGUCCUCGUGUCUCGAAUUUGAUAGGAAACAAGGCAAGUGUUUCACUUCGGACCAGACUGACCAGGUUCAAGUCUUCCAAAUUCGGAACUAAUCCGAGACUCUCCGAUAAAAUGGAUCUUAGAGCAUCGAUCGCGAACCAGACCGACGUCGGUUUGGGGAUCACGAAGAAGCUGCUUCAGACCGAAGGCAAGGACAAGAACGUGGUCUACUCGCCGCUGUCCAUCCACGUGGUGCUGAGCCUGAUCGCCGCUGGCUCCAAGGGUCCCACACAGGAGCAGCUUCUCUCUUUCCUCAAGUCCACCGUUGCCGGCGACCUCAACUCCUUCGCCUCCGAGCUCGUCGCCGUGAUCUUCGCCGACGGGUCACCCACGGGCGGUCCGCGGUUGUCGUUUGCCAAUGGCAUUUGGGUGGACAAGCCUCUGCCUUUCAAGCCUCCGUUCAAGGAGGUGGUGAACACUGCUUACAAGGCCGCUCUGAAGCAAGUCGAUUUCCAGACCAAAGCUGCUGAAGUGGCUGCUGGAGUGAAUUUGUGGGCUGAGAAGGAGACUAGUGGCCUUAUUAAAGAGGUUCUUCCUGUUGGGUCGAUUGACAGCUCAACCAGGCUCAUCUUUGCAAAUGCAUUAUACUUCAAGGGAGCUUGGAAUGAAAAGUUUGAGGCAUCAUUCACAAAAGAGUCAGACUUCCACCUUCUUGAUGGGAGCAAAGUUCAGGCACCGUUUAUGACCAGCAAGAAGAAGCAGUUUUUAAGCGCCUAUAACGAUUUCAAAGUCUUGGGGCUUCCAUACAAACAAGGGGAAGACAAGCGGCGCUUCUCCAUGCACAUCUUUCUUCCAGAUGCCAAAGAUGGGCUGCCUGCAUUGAUUGAGAAAGUUGGUUCUGGAUCAGGGUUCUUAGAGCGACAUCUUCCCUAUGAACAAGUUGCAGUGAGUGACUUCAAACUCCCAAAGUUCAAGAUAUCUUUUGGUUUUGAAGCUUCCAAUUUACUGAAGGGUUUAGGACUGGUCUUGCCUUUCAGUGGUGAAGGAGGUUUGACAGAGAUGGUGGACUCUCCUGUGGGUCAGAACCUAUACGUAUCCAGCAUAUUCCACAAAUCCUUCAUUGAAGUAAAUGAAGAAGGUACAGAAGCAGCAGCUGCCUCUGCUGGUGUUAUAAAACUGAGGGGUAUGCCUAAAACCAUAGACUUUGUGGCUGACCACCCAUUCCUCUUCCUCAUCAAAGAAGAAAUGACUGGAACCGUGCUGUUCAUCGGGCAUGUGCUCAAUCCCCUUGCAGACUGAUAAUGAUUAUAUCCCAGUCUUGUACUGAACCGGAGAAAAUAUGUAUGUAGAUCAACACCACCAGACUCUGUAGUGUUAUAAAAUGUAUGUUGUUGAUAUGCUGUAUUUCGCUACCUGUUCUUCCAGUCUUGCUCCCCAUGUGCCGAACGUUGUUCGUUCUGCCAUGGCUUUUAUGUAUUGUAGAAUCUGUGAUCCCUAGUGCUUGAAGUUGAAUGAGAGAUUACACUAUCAGUUUCUAGUUAUAUAAACUACAUGUGUACUA
Molecule: messenger RNA, 1660 nt
Organism: Rosa chinensis
Lineage: Eukaryota; Viridiplantae; Streptophyta; Magnoliopsida; Rosales; Rosaceae
Product: serpin-ZX
Exons: 2
Coding region: 232-1398 (388 amino acids)
Molecular function (GO): serine-type endopeptidase inhibitor activity
Source: RefSeq, a predicted model, not a curated record